AGGACCCUGACCCCAAGAUGGCGGCGCCCAGCGAAGUGGCUGCGGCUGCCUCCGGAGAAGGCGAUGGCGGGGGCAGUGGCUUUGGGUCGUGGCUGGACGGACGGUUGGAGGCGCUGGGAGUGGAUCGAGCCGUUUACGGUGCCUACAUCCUGGGUGUCCUGCAGGAGGAGGAGGAAGAAGAGAAGCUGGACGCUCUGCAGGGUAUCCUCUCUGCUUUCUUGGAAGAAGAUUCUCUUCUAAACAUCUGCAAGGAGAUUGUGGAACGAUGGUCGGAAAGUCAAAAUGUCGUCACCAAUGUGAAAAAAGAAGGUAGAGUUGGGAGUUUGUCUCCUCCAGCAGCUAAGGAUCUCACAGGAGCUCUGAACAAUCUUGAGACUUCUGAAGAUGACUGUUGGGUUGGGAUGUGCCGGCCUUUGCUUUCCGUCCGACUUUCCUUAACGACGCUCACCGAAGCAGCUGAGAAGGAUGACUCAUGUGCCACCACAAUGAACAUUGGUUCUGAUAAAUCUCUGUUCCGAAACACCAAUGUGGAAGAUGUCCUCAAUGCCCGAAAACUGGAGCGAGACUCGCUUCGGGAUGAGUCCCAAAGGAAGAAGGAACAGGACAAGCUGCAGAGGGAGAGAGACAAACUAGCCAAGCAGGAGCGCAAGGAAAAGGAAAAGAAAAGGACACAAAGAGGGGAGCGGAAGCGAUAACCUUGGUCCACUCUGUUCUUUCUCCUCAUGGACUUGAUCAAAGGGAGAAGUGAUUGUGCACAUGUGUAUUUAAGAGAAGUGAGAGAACAUUGCAGAGUGGUUUCCCAAGGCAUUUCCCUUUUGUUUACAUGGUCAAAAGGAAAAUCACAAACACUUCUAAUUACAAAAUGUGCCAUGUCUCUGUGGUGUGGGUAAUCAGAUUAUUGUGGUUGAUGUCUGUACCAAAGAUCUGGAAUGGGGGCAACUUUUAUAUUUUAAUACUGAAGUCCUGGCUCCUUUUGGCCACUUUAGAAGUCUUCCCUCACCUAGGAUAAAUAACAGAAGUAUUCAGAAAGCAGACAGUUACAGUUUUCAUCCUGAAGGAGCAGAAUCAUGACCACUCCUUUUCUGAGGUGAAAUGUGGGAGCAUAAAGUACUUUGAAAGUAGUAGUUACCUCUUACUGUAUUGUUUUAUGGAUGAAAUAGAAAGCUAAUGAAGAGCCUACCUGGAUCCAGAUAUUAUGUCAACAUGGCAACAAACUAUGAAAAUGGAAGAAAUGAUGUGGUAGAUGUUCUAGAUUUGAGAUUUUUUUUUAAGUUUCAGCCUAUGGGAGGAAAAGAAGUAUCUUUUUAAGUAGAGAUAGUUACAUAUUUUUCCUCAUCCAGGCUGUGAUUUUAAAGAAGGAUGUGUAUUGGGUGGAAGGAUAUCAUUGAUAGCUAGAUUCACUUUUUAUAAUCAUGAGCCCUCUUGACUGCUAGUAGAGAUUUUAAUCCUGGUCUGCCCUAAAACAUAAGUAUAAAGAUGUGAUAAUUACAGUUUGGAAGAAACUGCAGGAACCAUGCAUCUAAGGAAGAAACACUGGAAAUCUCUGCUAACACAAAGAUAUUUAAGAGUGUACAUUGUGUGUACUCAACAAAUUUAAUGAGUGGAAAAACCUGGGAGAGUCAAAAGUGAGCAGGAACUCUCCAUUUCUACUUUUGUCACAAGCCACAUUCAAUUGUAAAUAAGGCCUUUACUUCUGGCAGCAGACUUGUCAAGAAACCCGAAGGGAGCAAUCUCCCUGACAAGACAGAAAAUAGGUAUUUUAUACCUGAGUUUGGCAAACUACUGCAGGCUAGGAAAUUUGGCGCGGUUUGUUUUUGUAUGGUGCAAGUCAGCAAGGGAUUUUGCAUUUUUAAAGGCUUGUAAAAGAAGGAAUAUGUGACAGAGACCUUUUGUGGCCUGUGAAACCUAAAAUAUUUACUGUCUGGCCCUUCAGAGAAAAAGUUUGCUGACCUGUUUUAUACCAUUAACUAAGAGGUUAACAAAAAAUUCUUACCUUUGUGCAGAAGGUAAAAAGCAUGGUUAAGGAAAAGAUGUGUCACCUCUAUACACUCCUAUAACCGUGGCAUUGCAUUUUAAAAAAGUAACCAUCUUUUAAAAAAAAAUAAACUAUUUAAA
Messenger RNA from Neomonachus schauinslandi (Hawaiian monk seal), 2115 nucleotides. RefSeq names its product coiled-coil domain containing 43 (gene CCDC43). The transcript has 5 exons. Bases 18 to 695 code for a protein of 225 amino acids. The record is from RefSeq and is a predicted model, not a curated record. NCBI's taxonomy places the organism in Eukaryota, Metazoa, Chordata, Mammalia, Carnivora, Phocidae.